Messenger RNA from Puma concolor (puma), 2718 nucleotides. Lineage: Eukaryota; Metazoa; Chordata; Mammalia; Carnivora; Felidae. The record is from RefSeq and is a predicted model, not a curated record.
AUGGAGUGCUUUCACACAAGAUUCAGUGCCUGGACACCUUUCAGCAACAAGUCAUUAAAUAGAGAGCUCUUUCAGGAAAGAGUUGCUCUUAUAAGUCAUUGGUUUGACCUCUGGACUAACAAGCAACGUCAAGAAUUCUUAUUCACGAUUUUUUUACGAUGCACUAAAUCACAGUUAAGGAUUGUCCAAGAGUGGUUUUCGGAAAGGAUGCAAAUGGCCAAAGUGGAUUUCUCUACGGUGUUACCGCGCUUCAUUUCUCUAUAUAUCUUUUCCUUUCUGAAUCCAAAAGAUUUGUGUGCAGCUGCACAAGUCAGCUGGGCCUGGAAGUUUUUAACUGAACAGGACUGCUUAUGGAUGCCCAAAUGCAUUAGGUUUGGGUGGUUUCUGCCCUAUACUCCAACAGAUAAUGAGUAUGGUGCUUGGAAGCAUCAUUACAUUGCUUGUGUGUCCAACUUAGAUUGGCCAAUCCCUAGGGAAGCUACUGCUAUGUAUGGGACCUUGAAUGAACCCAGAAGAGAAGAUGAGGAGCUACAGGAGAGACAAAGAGAAAAGCGCCUACGAAAAAUAAUUUGGGAGAAAAUUGCGCUACGUAAAAAGGAGUUAUUUAAAGUUCGACCCCCUUGGGCGAGCGGAACGUGCUGCUCUAGAUUGUUAAAAUCCAAAUGCCAGCCACGUCUGUCCCAGACUGUGAGGGAUCGAGUGGGAUUACAUGAAGCUUUGGAGAAACAGCUUGUUUUGGCAUCCUUAGAAGCUUUGCCCAAGCGAAGCAAUGUUUCUGGAAGCCAUUCCUAUCCUUUGUUAUCAAAGAAAACUUGGCAUGGUGUUCAUAAAAAUGAUGACAGCAGUUCAUAUGCUUCCCAGCUCCACAUCAUAUUAAUAUCAUCUCGGAUUCCUGCAUAUGAGAUAGUAGUGGACAGCAUUAAGGCAGGUAUCAUUUCUCUGGUGUAUGAACACUGUGGCUUAACCUUGGAGAGCCUGCUUUAUCUCAUAGAAAAAGCUCUGGAUGGACGGAAGGCACAGAGUAUGGGGAUAUUCAGUGAAGGAAAUAGCAGAGAAAUCAAUUUACUCCAAGGUUAUAAAAUUGGUAUUAAAAAUUUAUUGAGGCCUGAAGUGAGAGACUUCUGGGAGAAAUUAGGAAGCUACGUGGCUCCUGAACAAGAAGGGGGUCAUGUGGACCUCUUUGUACCACUCGGAGCAUCCGAGGCAGGAAUAGAAGUUCUUUCUCAGCUGUCUCAGCUAACUGGCACGUUCUUUACUGCCCCCACUGGGAUUGCAACUGGCUCUUACCAACACAUUCUCAGUGAUUGGCUGGGACGACCGUGGGAAAGGGAUCCCUUUGGCAUCUACUUCAGUGAGUCAAAGCUGCAGAUGUGGUCCAGCCUCACGGACUUUCUGGAAGACACCUUGAAAUCAGUAAGGAAACAGUUAAGUCCUCUCUUCAAGGAGUUGCAAAAGAACAUCAGCGCCAAGAUAAUAGGGCAAUUCAUGUUUGACCACAUGAGUGUGGCUAACAUUCUGAAUAACCAAGAAAUUGCACAAGCUCUGGCAGAUGGAUUGAUGGAACUUUCAAAAGAAAAUUCCGAAAGAAAUGUUAGAGAAGACAACCCUCAGGACGCAAAAUCAAGUCUCAGCAAAGACGAUCUAAAUUUUGAGACGCUGGUUAAGCUGGAGAGAAAGCUCCAGAUGGACUCGGCUGGAAAGCGAACGGGGGUUGUCAGGGAACUCUUACGGAGUGAGAGAAAAUAUGUACAGAUGCUGGAAACGGUGAGAGAGGUCUACGCAGCACCACUGCAAGCAGCCCUGUCAUCAAAUAGAGCGAUUCUGAGUGCUGCAAAUAUCCGGAUCAUUUUCUCCGACGUUUUGCGGAUUCUAAGUCUCAACAGGCAGUUUCUAGACCACCUGAGAGACAGACUGCAGGAAUGGGGCCCGGCCCACGGCGUGGGGGAAAUAUUCCUAAAGUUUGGAAGCCAGUUGAACAUAUAUACCAAUUUCUUCAACAAUUACCCGGUUGUUCUGAAAACUAUGGAGAAGUGCAGAGAAACGAUACCAGCAUUCCGAGCUUUCCUGAAGAGGCAUGAUAAGACCGUUGCUACCAAAAUGCUGAGCCUCCCGGAGCUGCUCUUACACCCAUCCAGAAGAUUUGAAGAAUAUAUUAAUCUUCUGUACGCUCUGAGGCUUCAUACUCCUGCAGAACAUGUUGACCGUGGGGACUUGACCGCUGCGAUUGACCAAGUCAAAAACUAUAAACGUUAUAUAGAUCAGAUGAAGCAAAACAUCGGUAUGAGAGAUCAGCUGUCAGACGUACAGAGAAUCGUCAGGGGAUGCCCGACUCUAUCAGAGGAAAACAGAUAUCUGAUUAGGGUCCAAGAUGUAGCCCAGCUUCACUGCUGUGAUGAGGCAGUAAGUUUCUCUUUAAGGACCUAUGAACACACCCGUGAUCUCAGUCUUUUUCUCUUCAAUGAUGCACUACUUGUUUCGAGUCGGGGCACAUCUCAUACUCCGUUUGAAAGGACUUCAAAAUCAACCUACCAGUUCAUUGCGUCGGUGGCUCUUCAUAGGUUACUUGUAGAGGAUAUUCCAGAUUCCAAAUAUAUCAGGAAUGCAUUUAUUGUUCAAGGUCCAAAACGUGAAUGGAUUUGUGCUACAGAGGCUGGGGACGACAAAUUCCUAUGGUUGUCAGCACUCCAACAUGCCAUCAAAAGCAGUUUGGACAAGUGA